AUGGAGACGAACAACCACAUCGAAAGCUGGUAUAAUCAAUUGAAAACGGCAUAUUUAAAAAGAAAGCAAGACAGAAGAGUAGACAGAUUGAUAUUCAUAUCAGUGAGUGAUACUGAAGAGGAUUAUCUCCAAAAUAUUCAAAGGUUGGUGUUAAACGUUGGUAGGAUGGGUUCUGAGGAAAGAAAAAGAAGGACAAGGCAAAUAAAAGUUGAUCAAAUCAAUAUGGAGCGUAUUCCUGAUAUUAUUACACUUGGAGGUCAUCUAACCCAGUUGUUCAGCAAUAUAAAACUUCAGCACGGAAUCACUGUAAUGGAAAAUGAAAUGACAAACUACACUUGUAACGAUUCCAGGUACAAUAACAUUGCAUUUCCUUUUAAGGAAAAUAUUGUAUCGUUUGAGCAAGUAGGCUCGGUUAUUCAGGUUGAUAUUAUUAACAUUGCUGCUGAAAACAGAAUUGUUCCUACAGAACAUUCUUCUACGUCUCAAGAUUAUCUAACAACCAAGAUGGUCAAUAUUCUUGCUGCUUAUCGCUCUUAUAGAGAAAAUUCGUACCGUUUAAUUCUAAAUUUUAAAUUACCUUAAGUAGCGAAAUAGGAUACAAAGUGUGACUUUUAU
Messenger RNA from Rhizopus microsporus ATCC 52813, 615 nucleotides. RefSeq lists its product as uncharacterized. Lineage: Eukaryota; Fungi; Mucoromycota; Mucoromycetes; Mucorales; Rhizopodaceae. The transcript is spliced from 3 exons. The record is from RefSeq and is a predicted model, not a curated record. Bases 1 to 582 code for a protein of 193 amino acids.